Liolophura sinensis is the source of this 2182-nucleotide messenger RNA. RefSeq names its product acidic fibroblast growth factor intracellular-binding protein-like. Lineage: Eukaryota; Metazoa; Mollusca; Polyplacophora; Chitonida; Chitonidae. Gene Ontology annotation, cellular component: nucleus. The transcript has 10 exons. The record is from RefSeq and is a predicted model, not a curated record. Bases 37 to 1128 code for a protein of 363 amino acids.
CGCCCUGUUGAAGUGUGUUUUGUGAGACUAUAACGGAUGGCAACUGUCGAUAUAUUUGUGGGAAAUCACACUGUAGUUGAUCCUGACAUUUAUCAGCUUUGGAUCAAUGGUUAUUCAGGAUUUGAAGCUGCCAAACUUCAACAGGCUCGGGGUGUUCAACAGAAGUUUGGUUGUGUGUUUGACGACAUUGUCAGUGACACGUUGGACUAUUACAGACUGUUUACGUCGUUAGAGCGUCUGUUGAAGACUCCUCCCAAACUUGUGGACCAACAGGUCUAUCAACUAGACACAGCAACACUUCGUCUUCUCAUUCAGCAAUACUACAGCAUUGAUCCAUCAGUCGUGCGGGAGAUACUUGGCAAGAAAUUAUCAGCUCGGAACAGGAAAGAUCUGGAUGAUGUUAAUGAGAAGACCAAAGUACCUUUGCGCAGCUGUCGCAGACAGUUUGAUAACAUCAAGAGAGUGUUCAAAACCGUAGAGGAUAUGCUCGGCUCCCUGGUUCAAAAUAUCAAGAAACAUUACCUGGUGUCAGAACAGCUGGCGAAGCAGUAUGCAGCAAUAGUGUUCAUCACCAAUAACAAGUUUGAAACCGGAAAGAAGAAGCUAUCCUACCUGACAUUCGAUGACUUCUUUCACUGUGCUGACAAAAUGAUAGCCAACUGGUCAUACAGCUCUGAAGACUGUGAGAAUCAUGAAGACAUGGAUGUAGACCUGGACAGAAACUUUCUCCAGGAACUUAGAGACCUUAAAAUGCUGCUGGAGAAAGAGUAUUUGGAUGAACAUAAAAGCAUUGCUCUGCAGAAUGUAAAAUCCUGCGUCUCAGAAAAAAUUUAUCAAGAUAUGGAUAGUAAUUUCAGAACGUUUUCCAAAACUAUUGUCAACAUAGCUUACGGACUAAAUCACAGCAAAGAAGCAAAAGACAUAUUUGUAGACAUUGUGGAAAAGCUGAUCGAGCCCUUCCAGCAGCUAAGGUGGCAUCAAGCUGAUGUGUCAGCUUUCUUAACAGCUUACAAAGAGGCCUGUCAUCAGAUGGAGUUCUUUAUGCAGGUAGACCCAAGGUUGUUGUCUGUGUGGGAGAGAUACAUGAACACUCUAUCCAGCUGUAUAUUACAGAUGUACCACACGUAACAGCCAGGUGAACCACCACGUGACCUUGUAAAUAGUGUUGUAGUAACCAUGCAGUGGUACAGGAUAGACCAAUUCUACUCCUGGACCCCUUCAUCUGUGAACAAAGCAACCCUGUUUUUCUGAUUCCAUUGGAAAGUACUAGAGCAGUAAUGGACAAGAUGUUGUAGUGAGCGUGACUAAUGGUGCACUGAAUGGUCAGGUGCAGGAACAUCAGUUGGGUUUUCACAAGAUGACCUAAUAAAACCAUUUGCUUGACACGUUUGUAAAGCUCUGAUCUGGGGACUGAAGGAAGCUGCACUGUGGGUAUCCUGCUUUAUUCUGACGAAGACCAGGAAUCUUGCAGGCUUUACAACCUCCUGUUGCUGUCAGAGCAUAAUUCACCAGUCACAGGUCUGGAAUAAUUCCUUGAUUUUGCUGACCAAUGAGGUAAAGACAGUGAGACAAGAUCAAAUAUUGGGGCCUGGCAGGGCCUGUAACCAUGAUUUGGUAAGGGCUGGUUGCUGCCAUUACUUCAAAUUUGCUACAUUUAUGACUUUCUCAGAAAGUUUAAUUUUUAUUCACAUUCCUGUGUCCAUUUCAAGUAUACCUUGUAACUGAAUGUAUGUCAGCUGUAGAGAGAAUGACUUGUUUUUGUUUUGACUGGCUGUUUAUUGAUGCAUACAUGAAUGUACUAAAGAAGAUAUAGGUAUAUGUACUUAUUGCUAAAGUAUGCAUAUGGUUCUAAUAUGACCAACACUGGUACAAAUGUGGCUUCACAUGUAACUUUGUCAGGUUCUUGAGCAAGAAACAGUUGUUGAAUUCAGACACUUCACAGAUACAUGUAAACAUCUAAAAUUAGCAUUGGUCACUAACCAAAUAAAUACGUCAGUGAAUAAUUACUUGCUAUCAGCUUAAACCGUCAUUCAAUCCUUUGGGCCCUUUUAGCUCACUUCCUGGCUAAAACUUGUAGUCACUAUUAAAUAAUGAAUAUUGCUGGAACUUCCAAGUGCCCUGGUUUGAUGCUGAUCAAUGUUCACAUCCACAUUAAUGUGGCAUUAAACUGUAAUCAUUCUUU